AGAACUUCAAAACGUCGUCACAUUAGCUCGCUGCUGGUAGACCACUGGCCACCUAAAACCCUCCAAACCAUCCGAGGAAUCUUAAGCAGCUCAACCGUGGCUUCAAUGGCGACUCCAGCAGAAGCAGAAGGCUUCGAGGCCCUCCACUUUCUGAAAUCAGUAGACCCUCCCCUCUGGCUCGCACCGUCUCAGGACCUCUCUCACACCGCUCGCACGGCUUCGCGCCACCUCUUCUCGCGUCUGAGGCCCUUCUGCCCCAAGUCGCCUUUCGACAAUCUUCUCGUCGAGGGCUUUGACGCUGAACAGAUAUGGCAGCAGAUAGACUUGCAAUCUCAGCCUCUGUUGUCGAGUCUCCGGAAAGACCUGAGGUGGUUCGAGAAAAACCCAGGAGAAAUUUCGAAGCUUUUCAGCGAGAUGGGUGGCAAAUUGAAGGGAGAGAGUGAGAAUGGAAAGAGAGAGACUGAGACUUUUGAAGAAGAUGAGGAUGUGGAGGAGUUUGAUGAAGAGGGGUUUGAUGAUGAUAAUGAAGAUGAUGAUGAUGAUGAUGAGGAGGAGGAGGAGGAGGAGGAGGAGGAAGAUGGAGAGGGGGAGGAGGGAAGCGGUGGCACUGGAGGGAUUGAGGAUAAAUUUCUUAAGAUGAAGGAUUUGGAAGAGUAUUUAGAGAAAGACGAGGCGAGAGAGUAUGGGUUGAAGAAGAAGAAGAAGAAGAAGAGUGAUGGUAAGGUUUCCAAAGAAGAAGAAGAAGAAGAAGAAGAAGAAGAAGAUGGAGAUGAAGACGAGGACGAGGAGGAGGAUGAUGAGCUUGGAGCAUUUGGGGAUGGUGAUGAUGAAAGCAAGUUGGAAAGUGCAAGAUACGAAGAUUUUUUUGGUUCUAAGAGGAAACAGGAUUCAAAAAGCAAAAUGAAACCAGAUGAUGGAACAGAUGACUUGGAAACUGACAAUGAAAUAGCAGAUGACAAGAAGAAAGAACUUUCUACCCAUGAAAAAGAACUUGCGAAGCUUCGGUCAAAAAUAGAGGAAAUGGAAAAAGCAAAUUUGGAGCCAAGGGCUUGGGACAUGCAGGGAGAGGUAAGUGCUGCUAAAAGGCCAAAAAAUAGUGCGUUAGAAGUUGAUCUAGAUUUUGAGCACAAUGUGAGACCUCCCCCUGUAAUCACUGAAGAAGUUACUGCAUCCCUUGAAGAUUUAAUUCGGAAACGAAUCCUUGAGGGGCAUUUUGAUGAUGUUCAAAGGGCGCCUAGUUUACCGUCUAAAGCACCAAAAGAACUAAAGGAAUUGGAUGAGAAUAAAAGCAAGAAGGGGCUUGCUGAAAUUUACGAGGAGGAAUAUGUCCGGGAGGCAGAUCCGACUUCUGCCCCUCUAUCUUUUUCCGAUGAACAGAAGAAGGAGGCAAGCAUGCUGUUUAAGAAAUUGUGCUUGAAAUUGGACGCUCUUUCUCAUUUCCACUUCACUCCCAAACCUGUUAUAGAAGAAAUGUCAAUACAAGCAAAUGUCCCAGCUUUGGCUAUGGAAGAGAUUGCACCUGUGGCAGUCUCAGAUGCAGCUAUGCUGGCCCCUGAGGAAGUUUUCGCUGGCAAAGGAGAUAUUAAAGAAGAAGCAGAGCUAACAAAAGCAGAAAGGAAGAGGAGGAGAGCUAGUAAAAAGAGGAAAUUUAAAGGUAAGAGUGUUUAUAUUAAUUUUUUAGCUAAUUUAUUAAAUACAAGUCCUCAUUUUCAUGUUAUCCAUGGAAGUGGAAGCUUUGUGGUGCUGAGUUUGACAGGUAGAGUUUUUGCAUCAAUCAAACCUGCAAGACCCUUUUAUUUAUUUACCUGUCAUUUGUGCCAGGUCUAAUUUGUUGCAUUCUGAUGUUUGCGUUUCUUUAUGAAGCAUGCUAAAGUGUCUGAGGAGAUGAAACUUCCUCACGUUGGUUGCUGACACAAAUACACUCAUUAAGUACACUCAUGCAUGUCAUUAGGGAGGCCAUUGAUCCUAACCAUUAGCUGACAACCUUAGACUGUUUGGGAAAACUAAAAUUUCAGCUGGUUGAUACCAAUACCUUAUUUUUUAAAAUUUUUUUAUUUACUGGGUCAGUUGAUACUGAAACUGGUUGAGUAUGCUUUGGAUUAUUCUGGAGAAAAAGUGUGCAUCUCAAAUUAUAUUCUCAAGUAGCAUUUCAUUCGUGUUGAGCCCAACCUGCAAAAACACACACACUGACAUUAUAGACAAGUUGUCUUACACUUGUUUUGUUUUGUCUUUUUGUUUUUGGAAGAAACCCUUUCAUUUUGUGCUCUCGGAGAUAUCUGCAGUUCUUGUUUUGUAUUGGCUAUGAUAUAUAUGAAAUAACUAGGUUUGCUUGAGAUUUAACUGAAGCCACUUCCAAUUAACCAGUUCCUGGCCUGGUGUAUUGUACAAAUAUAGUUGUCAGAAUAACAUUUUCCGAUUCCCUCAGUUUUAUUUACUAAUUUACUAAUUCUUGAUUUUGGGCAACAUGGUUACAGCCGGGGCAUCAAAAAGGAUGUCUAAGAAGGCACAAGAACAUGGUAAUUCCUUUGCUUUCUGUAACAAACUGACCCUAUGUAAGAUUGAUCCAAAUAUUUAGUUCCUCAAAUUCUUCAUGAAAUUGCAGGAAAAGAAGAAACUGAUUAAUUCUUGCCCCAACUUGUAAGGAACUUCCUGCAUGCUUUCAACUUGUAUACAAUUUGCAAUUUUAUCAUUGCCUUGGGGGGAUAGGUCCAAGUGACCCAUCUGAAGAUCCAAAUAUUUAGCUUCUCAAAUUCUUCAUGAAAUUGCAGGAAAAGAACUGAUUAAUUCUCACCCCAACUUGUAAGGAACUUCCUGCAUGCUUUCAACUCGCGUACAAUUUGCAAUUUUAGCAGUGCCUUGGGGGGAUUGGUCUAAGUGACCCAUCUGAAGAUCUCAUCAGUAGCCCACAUUUAGCAAUCUUAAGUUUUUGACAGCAGAGGCAAAACCCUAUAUAGAGAGGGGAUGAUAGAAGAUCUAAGAGUAGCUUAGUCUUAUUGGAUGGUAUUUUGGCCAGUGUUACUGUAAUUUUGAAAUUUUGGAAUUGUUAUAAUUUGGCUAAUUUUGUUCAAUAAAUUUAAUCAGGGAUGUUAUAUAUUCUUUCAUAAUACAAAUGGCUCAUAUUGUUGUAGCUAUGAA
Molecule: messenger RNA, 3135 nt
Organism: Malania oleifera
Lineage: Eukaryota; Viridiplantae; Streptophyta; Magnoliopsida; Santalales; Ximeniaceae
Product: M phase phosphoprotein 10
Exons: 11
Coding region: 106-1827 (573 amino acids)
Biological process (GO): rRNA processing
Cellular component (GO): small-subunit processome; Mpp10 complex; sno(s)RNA-containing ribonucleoprotein complex
Source: RefSeq, a predicted model, not a curated record